Molecule: messenger RNA, 1319 nt
Organism: Amoebophrya sp. A120
Lineage: Eukaryota; Dinophyceae; Syndiniales; Amoebophryaceae
Source: the annotation of a GenBank genome assembly
GGCAGGCGGAAUUCCAGGAGCCCUAUUAAAAGGAAAAACUCCCCCUCCCCAUAGUGAAAAGGUAUGCUUCCGAAAAUUUGUGUUGCUGAUUUGAGUUCACAAAUCACAUUUGUCUUGCAAGAAGACCAGGGCAGAAGCUUCCGCCCCAUUGUGGAAGCGAUUUGUCAUGCUGUUGGGCCUAAAGGGGAGCGGUUUGCCAUGGUGAACAACUAGACCAAUACGCCCCUACCUAGCGCGGGGAUCUGGCCGCAAUGCCUUCCUGCAAUACAAAGCUGCUCUGUGUACACAAAUAAUCCAGCCUCAGAAAUUGCGUUUUAUUUGAUAUGGGGAGGGGAGAUUUUUCCUUUCGAUAAGCCCGGGGUCAGCAUCAAUGCGGACAUGGGGCGGUCCACCCACUCCACUGCGCGGCCGGUGGACGGCUUUGUCAUCUACAGUCGCGAGGGCAUAUAGGGUCAGUCCCUCGCCCAGGCUGCUGUCUUUUUCGACGACGAGGUGACGGCGGCCUUCCGGCUCCCGCUGUACGUAUCCCCGUUCGGGACCUACGUCCCCGUGCGCCGCUUAUCCUGUGCAAAAGUAUCGUACUGCUCGUAGUAAUUGCAACUAUGCGUCGUGACAAAUGUUCUUCCUAAACGUAAAACAGCAUUGCAAAUUCCAUUUCUAUUAAUGCUGAGGCAAUUUGUAUUGCGAUUUAUACUAGUACGAUAAUUUUCUUGCAAUGCAUACCGCUGGUUCCGCCGCAUCAAAAUCGUCAACGACGGCGCCAGUGGAUUCGGCGACCAGGCCCUGACGGUGUGCGGGUUCCACCUCUUUCUGGCGCGCGCCGAGCCCCUGUCGCCCCAUCCCGGGGAGAUGUUGGACCCGUGGCAAAGCAAGAUGCUGACGGCGAGCGGGCGGGGCGCGGACGUCUACCCAGGGGGUACCGGAGCGCUUGACCCUUACCACGAGGUCGCUUUUGAGGGGCCCCUGAACCGCCAGUACGGGGACUACAGCCCGCGGCGACACGACUACCACUUGACGAAGACUAAUGCAUACGGAUUGGGCAUGCAGUGGAUCCGGUACCAACACAUUCCGGUCCACACGGUUACGGCAGCGAGUGAAAUGGGCUGGUGGAAAGUGGUGUUUCCCGACAACAUUCCGCGUUACGUUGCAGCCAUUGUUUUGUUCAACCGCGCCGAGGACGCAGGGUCGUACUGGAGUCGGCAAAAUCAUCUCAGCAUCGCGCUCUUCACAUUAUUGCACCGCGACCGCGUGCCUUUCACGAGAGGCGACCACUUUCUUGCCGCGUGGCCGUACGGCGACGAGUAUGGCGGGAAUACGGG